Molecule: messenger RNA, 514 nt
Organism: Suillus paluster
Lineage: Eukaryota; Fungi; Basidiomycota; Agaricomycetes; Boletales; Suillaceae
Exons: 2
Coding region: 32-514 (160 amino acids)
Source: RefSeq, a predicted model, not a curated record
CUCUAAUGGUUAUGAACUACCGAUUUCUCACAUGCAUCCCCCAGAAGUAAAGGACAGCCAAAACCCGUGGUCGUUCAACCACCGUACUCGAGCUCGUAUCGCAUUCGACUCUGAAUCAGACUCUGAAUCCGAGGCCGAAACCAGCUCUAAAGCCAAUAUCCCCUCCGACGACUCCAAACUCAUCCAAGAGCUCGACAUCUCCUCGCGGCACGAGACUGUAGAGUACAAACCCAAUCCCUGGAGCAUCGCACGCAUAAAUGCUGCCAGUCGCCCCCCGAAUCAAGAACCCCGUGCCCAGGAGGUCUCCGAAGAUACACGACGAAAACAACAUCAACGGGCGCCAAAGGGUCGAAUUGUGGAUGCGUUCAGAGUUCAAGCAGAACGAAAGCCGCCUCGUGCACCUGCACCUUUGAAGGCUCCCAAGGCCAAGGAUACACAGCCCAAGUCGAAUACGCUCCGGGUCUCUCGGGAGGAUCAAGGUCCCAAACCAGACCUUCUCACACGCCGGCUAUGA